CAUUUCCCAUUUUGCAAAUUAACUAAACCAUGGCUCUCUCACUCCAUGCAAAAGUUUUGUUUGCUGUGCUGAUGAUCUUAGGUACACGGGCAUCUCAAUCCAUGUCCCGACCAAUCAUGGAUGAAGAAGCCAUUGUUCAGAAGCACGAGAAAUGGAUGGCUCACCAUGGACGAAAUUAUCAGGACAAUGAAGAGAAAGAGAGGCGAUUUCAGAUAUUCAAGACCAACUUGGAAUACAUAGAAAAUUUCAACAAUAAUGCAACCAACAAAACGUAUAAGUUGAGUCUCAAUGUAUUUGCAGACUUAACUGAUGAAGAAUUCUUCGCCACUUACGCUGGCUUCAGGGUUCCCUCACUCCCCAAAACAAACAAAACAACACAAUUCAAAUAUGCAGAUCAGGCCGAUGAAGCUCCGGAAAGCAUUGACUGGAGAGAAAAGGGAGUUGUCACCUCCGUUAAGGACCAACAUCAUUGUGGUUGUUGUUGGGCAUUUUCAGCAGUAGGAGCAGUGGAAGGAAUAAUCCGCGACGGUGUGUCCCUUUCUGCGCAACAAUUAGUGGACUGUGUGAGUAAUAAUUACGGCUGUAAUGGCGGCACGAUGGUAAAUGCUUUCGAAUACAUAAUACAAAACCAAGGCCUCGCCUCAGAAGAGAAUUAUCCAUACACUGAAAUGCAGGGAAUGUGCACAGAGAGCAACUCAGUUGCAAAGAUAACUGGUUAUGAAAACGUACCCAGCAAUAACGAGAACGCCCUAAAACUGGCAGUAGCGAACCAGCCCGUCUCAGUAGCCAUCGAUGCUUAUGGACAAAGCUUCAAGUUAUACAGCGGUGGUGUGUUCAAUGGGGACUGUGGAACUCAGCUAACCCAUGCUGUUACUGUAGUUGGGUAUGGGGUAAGCUCCGAGGAUGGUUCCAAGUACUGGCUUAUCAAGAACUCAUGGGGCGACUACUGGGGAGAAAACGGAUACAUGAGGCUUCAGAGAGACGUGGAUGCCAUGGAAGGUCUAUGUGGAAUUGCCAUGCAAGCUUCAUAUCCUACCGUUAAUUAAUCCUGUUUUGGCUUUACUUAAUUAAUUACAUAUAUUAUGUUGCUUAU
Molecule: messenger RNA, 1093 nt
Organism: Manihot esculenta (cassava)
Lineage: Eukaryota; Viridiplantae; Streptophyta; Magnoliopsida; Malpighiales; Euphorbiaceae
Product: ervatamin-B
Exons: 2
Coding region: 30-1046 (338 amino acids)
Cellular component (GO): lysosome
Molecular function (GO): cysteine-type endopeptidase activity
Source: RefSeq, a predicted model, not a curated record